Messenger RNA from Scatophagus argus, 2136 nucleotides. RefSeq names its product urea transporter 2. The transcript has 8 exons. Gene Ontology annotation, cellular component: membrane. The record is from RefSeq and is a predicted model, not a curated record. Gene Ontology annotation, biological process: urea transmembrane transport. Gene Ontology annotation, molecular function: urea transmembrane transporter activity. NCBI's taxonomy places the organism in Eukaryota, Metazoa, Chordata, Actinopteri, Scatophagidae. Bases 479 to 1630 code for a protein of 383 amino acids.
CUAAAAACAAUGCACGCUGCAAUAAAAAGUGGAUGAGUAACUCCAAUGGACAAACAAUAGGUGAAGAGAUGUCACAGAUGCUGCAGUGAGGCUGGAGGAGAACACGGGGGAAAGAGACAACAAAAGAAUGAGGUGAUUGCGAAAUGUGAAAACAGGGCAGGAGCAAAGGAUGACCCAGUCACUCUCUUUGACCAGUUCUCAUAGGGCUGUUCUUCUCUGGCCGGUAGAAGGUUGGAUGAAUACGUUAUCUGUUCCACAAGUUUUUAAGUGAUCUCCUUAAACCUCACCAGAGAGGAAAAGUGGGUGGAGGAGGAAAAGGGGAGAAGGGGUCACUGAGAAGGAAGGGGAGAAAGAAGCAACAGGAAGACAAACGGCAGCGUGAAAAGAACCAGACGAAAGCAGAAUACAGUGGAACUUUUACUGCAUUACUGCUUCUAAUUCAUCACAGUUAUAGUGGCGUGGUCCAGCAGUUGCAAGGAUGUGGAUGGAUACUAAAACAGAGGUGGAGGAGGCCAGCAGGAUCCGUGCCAGCCUCAGUCAGCGUGUCUUGAACAGUCUGCUGUUGUGUACUGGGGACAUGAGCCACUUGGAUAAAUACAUGCAAGACAAGUUGUUUGUGCUGCAGCUGGUGGUGUGGGGACUGAGAGCGGUGACCAGGGUGAUUCUAGCCAACAACCCGCUGAGUGGUGUUCUCAUCUUGACUGCUCUGUAUUGGGCCUCCCCUUGGCAGGGCCUUCUGGGAACUCUGGGUGUACUGGCCUCCACGCUAACAGCUGUUAUCAUAGGGCAAGACAGUGCUGAGGUGUCAGGAGGUCUCCAUGGUUUUAAUGGCAUGUUGGUGUCUCUGCUGAUGGGAGCGUUCAGCUCGGCUGGAGACUGGUACUGGUGGCUGCUACUGCCUGUCUGUUUGGGAUCAGCAACAUGUGUCUUUCUGUUCAGUGCUCUCUCCUCAGUGUUGGAUCGCUGGGACUUACCUGUCUCUGUGUUUCCGUUCAACAUCAUUAUUGUCCUCUACCUCCUUUGUACCCACCCAGACAACCCCUAUUUCCCGCACUACACGGCCACGCCAGCGGGGGCGCUGGAGCCAAAUGGCACCAAGCUCAUUGCAGUUGAGGUAAUGCGUGGCAUCGUUCUCGGUGUGGGCCAGAUCUAUGCCUGUGAAGCUUUCGGGCCUUCCCUCCUCAUCCUGGGAGCUGUUCUGCUCUACUCCCCCCUGCUGGCCCUCCAUGCUCUGCUGGGAUCAGCAGUUGGAGCUUUGGCCGGUUUAUCGGUGGCAGUGCGUCAUGAUUCUCUGUACUCAGGUCUGUUGGGUUUUAAUGGAGCUUUGGGCUGCAUGCCUGUUGGAGGCCUCUUCUUCACCUUCAGCUGGAGGACUCACCUCUUUGCCAUCGCCAGCGCCUUCCUCUCUGCAUAUGCUGACAUCGCUCUGAGCAAUCUGCUGGGAACUGUUGGUCUCCCAGCAUGCAGUUGGGCAGCUACUCUCACAGCUACACUGAUGUUACUGCUCACUGGCAGUUUAGCAGCGUAUCGCAUUCCUAUUGGUCAAGUAAAGGCCCCUGAACACAACCUGCGCUCACGCAGCCAAUGGGAAGCUGGGAACAAUACAGAAAGGGAGAGCACGGAUGUGUAACACUAGGACACACACACACACACAUACAGUACUGUAUCAGUACCUGUGAGUUGGGUAACAUACAUACAUUUUUAAUAUAAACAUUUUAUAAAUAGAUUCUAAGGUGUACACUACUAUUUUGUAGACUUCAAAAGGGCUGUAAAAAAUAGAAUCUGAAACCCGCAAUUUGUCCACAAGGUGGCAAUGUAUGUACAACUUCAAAAGUGUCUAUGAUGUAUCACAAACUUAAGACUUGUAACAAACUUGUACUUAUAAGCCUCUAUAUUCAACCCCAAGCAUUUCUAUUAAAAGUAUAAAAAUGUCAAGCAAGUUCUGUCCAUUGUUUUGUCACCUGCGUUAUUCCAGUGCCUCUGACAUGUAAAGAAAAAAAAAAACAACAAAGAAACAGCCCAUUUAAAGGGAAAGAAAAUGUCUUUUAAUAAGCAGAAACAAGUCAAUUCAAUAAAAUCGUUUGUAGUUAAAAUGACAGUUUAACUGUUAUCGUCAAUAAAAACACAGACUGAAUU